AUGUAUACAUUCGUUUAUAGGUCUCUUACGAAUUCUUCCUGUUUAAAAGCAACGGUAUUAAACGAUCUAAUUAUUUUCAUAUCAUACCUAUUAUUCUAUCUACCCCCCACCGCUCUCUCUCUCUCUCUAUCUAUCUAUCUAUCUAUCUAUCUAUCUAUCUAUAAAAUUAACUCACUACCUGACUCUCUGUUCAUAUCUAUCUAUAGCAGUCUCAGUCUGUUCAUAUCUAUUCAUCUAUCUAUCUAUCUAUCUAUUAUUGGUGCAAAAAUAAUGACUUCAUAUCUAUCUAUCUAUCUAUCUAUCUAUCUAUCUAUCUAUCUAUCUAUCUAUAAAAUUACCUCACUAUCUCUGUCAGUUCAUAUCUAUCUAUCUAUCUAUCUAUCUAUCUAUAAAAUUACCUCACUAUCUCUGUCAGUUCAUAUCUAUCUAUCUAUCUAUCUAUCUAUCUAUCUAUCUAUCUAUCUAUCUCAUUACUUUCCUCAGAAACCUCGACUACGUUCAGUUUUCGUUUGUUAUCUUCGUAUGCUGCCCGGAAGUCAGAUCACACGCAAUGUCGUUCAACUCACAAGUUAUUGUCCUUCUGUUGGCCAACGAUUUCUUCCCGCUAUAGUAGCUGUUCUUUUCGCCCGGCCAACCACCCUUUCCUCUCAGACCCCAAACUCACCCCUACCUUGCCACAAUCAGAGAGUAAAGCGCUUUACCUUAUCUUUGUUCCACUUCAUCGCUAAUCUCAACCAUCAUAUUUGUCUCUUUCUCUUGACCGGCGCAUUCUGCAAAUCCAUUCUAAGUCCUGUUCUGUCAUUCAUACGUUCACUGAAGCGAUCCUUCUGCCUACCGGACAAUUACCAGCAUACGCAACGAUUCGAAAAGACAAUCGCUCUGGCUCUGUUUAUUAUGUUAUCGCUCCCACUCUGUGAUUAUCUAUCUAUCUAUCUAUCUAUCUAUCUAUCUAUCUAUCUAUCUAUAUUCUCUCUCUCUCUCGCUCUUUGUCUCUCUGUCUCUCUCUUUGUCUCUCUCUCUCUUUGUCUCUCUCAAACACACAACUGCACAGUGUGCCGACAUGAAGGAAAUGAAGAGAGAAAAUAUUUCUUUCUUUCAUCCUUUUUUUCUUUCUUUUUCUUUCAUUUCUUUUUUCCUUUCUUUCUUUUUCAUUUCUUUCUUUCAUCUUUACUUUGUUCCUUUCUUUCUUUUUAUUUCUUUCUUUCAUCCUUUUUUCUUUCUUUCUUUAUCAUUUCUUUUUUCCUUUCUUUCUCUUUCAUUUCUUUUUUCCUUUCUUUCUUUUUUAUUUCUUUCUUUCAUCCUUUUUUCUUUCUUUCUUUCUUCAUUUCUUUGUUCUUCCUUUGUUUCUUUCUUUCUUCCUUUCUUCCUUCAGAUGUCACUAACUGGCAAGAGGCCUAA
Messenger RNA from Acanthosepion pharaonis, 1398 nucleotides. The record is from the annotation of a GenBank genome assembly. Lineage: Eukaryota; Metazoa; Mollusca; Cephalopoda; Sepiida; Sepiidae.